AUGCGUCUGCUUCAAGUAGCCGCAGCAGCCUCCUCUGUUGGAAUUGCUGCUGCCGCAGCCAUUCGUUCUUCUCAGCCCUCCGAAAACACUUGCUCCAACUCUAUCUUUACAGGCGAAAUUCUGCAUCUCUCUCUAAACAUCAUCGAGUAUCCCGUGAUCGUUGAUGUUGAACUAAAGGAAAAUGCUGUCGUCACCAUUGACAAUACUAUUCUCAUCGAAUGCACUAAUGCCCCAACCCAUCUGCACACAACAGUUUACGCAACUGAGACGGCUACUGUGACAAAGACCAUCUCGACUGCUACUAUUACUGCUCAGCAAGUAGCCACUGCUUCGAAUGAGGCCACUCGUACCGUUUUGACCCAAAUUGGAUCAAAGGAGACUUCCGCCUCGGAUGCAAGCACUCGUACUGUUUUGACUGAUGUUAGCACCCAGGGACACUCCAAGCCAACUGACGCCAUUGCACCUGUGGCCGGUGGCUCUGCCGUCGGAUCCGGUGUCAACACUGCCCUCUAUACUGCCUCGACUUCCAACACCGCUGUCCACACAGUCGUUAAGACCACGGUCCACCACGGCACCACUGCUACCAAGACCUAUACUAUCACUGCUGCCUCCACCAUUGCAACCCUUGCUGCCGGUGAAUGGACGGAUUGGACCAAGUUCAAGGCUAACGGCGUCAACCUGGGAGGUUGGCUGGAGCUGGAGAAGGUCUUCAACCAGUAUUGGUGGGAUCAGUAUGCCCCAGAUGCCGAUGACGAGUGGACCUUCUGCAAAUCUUUGGGUUCUCGUUGUGGCUCUGUCAUGGAACACCACUACGCCUCUUAUAUCACGACUCAAGAUAUUGACAAAAUGGCAAAGACUGGAGUUAACAUUCUCCGUAUUCCGACUACCUACGCUGCUUGGAUCAAGGUCCCCGGCUCUGAGCUGUACCACGGAAACCAAAAGGAGUACUUGAAGAAGAUUGCCGUCUACGCCAUUGAGAAGUACAACAUGCGCGUCAUUGUUGGUCUGCACUCUCUGCCCGGUGGUGUCAACUCUUUGGAUAUUGGCGAGGCAAUUGGCCACGACUCGUGGUUCUUCAACAGCACCAACAUGGCAUACUCCCUUCAGGCUGUGGACGAGGUCCUGAGCUUCUUCGUUGAGACCGAGUACCCCUGGGCUUUUACUCUGGCUCCUAUAAACGAAGCUUCGGAUAACCCGACCAAGUUCGCUUCGACCGAGACCAUGACUACCAACGGUACUGCCUGGGUGGUUCGCUAUGUCCAGGGUGCCCUGUCCCGUAUUGCUCGCGUGGACAAGCGUAUCCCAGUGAUGCUCCAGGAUUGCUUCCUCGGCGAGGAGCACUGGUCUCCCUACUUCGCCAACGGCACCAACCUGGUGAUCGAUACUCAUGUGUACUACUUUGCUGCCUCCGGUGUCUACUCGCAGUGGGCCAGCGGCGCGAUCUGCGGUCAAGCCUCCGUGCUUGGUGGCGACGGCAAGUUCCCCGUCUUCGUGGGUGAGUGGGCUCUGCAGACAUUGUACAGCAACACCUUUUCGAACCGCAAGACGCUGUUUGACACUCAGCGCUACGCCUGGAGCUACUAUGUCCAGGGUGGUACCUUCUGGAAUGCGAAGCACAACAGCAGUGCCGUCGUGGAUGGUCAGGGUACCCAGCGGGACUAUUGGUCGUAUGAGCGAUUGAUCGAUGCUGGUGUGAUCACUCGUGCUGCCACGAAUGUAACCUACUGUUAA
Penicillium cataractarum is the source of this 1731-nucleotide messenger RNA. RefSeq lists its product as uncharacterized. Gene Ontology annotation, molecular function: glucan exo-1,3-beta-glucosidase activity. The record is from RefSeq and is a predicted model, not a curated record. Lineage: Eukaryota; Fungi; Ascomycota; Eurotiomycetes; Eurotiales; Aspergillaceae. Bases 1 to 1731 code for a protein of 576 amino acids. Gene Ontology annotation, cellular component: cell surface; extracellular region. The transcript has 3 exons. Gene Ontology annotation, biological process: glucan catabolic process.